CUCCCGGCGCAGGCUCCGGAGCGACAAAGGCGCUGUCCAAUUGGGAAGCCCGGAUGGCAGAGGGUUGAGGGACACGUUCGGUGUCCGGCAGGUACUUUGGCGGAGCAGCUCCGACGGCCGAGACUGCGGCGGAAUCCGCGGCUUCAGGGCCGGGAAGAUGGCGGUGUUGGCUCCGCUGCUGGCGCUGCUGUACUCCGUGCCGCGGCUCUCGCGGUGGCUGGCCAAGCCGUACUACCUGCUGUCGGCCUUACUGUCGGUCUCCUUCCUGCUGGUGAGGAAGCUGCCGCCGGUCUGCCUCGGUCUCCCCACGCAGCGCGAGGACGGCAACCCCUGCGACUUUGACUGGAGGGAAGUGGAGAUCUUAAUGUUCCUCAGUGCCAUUGUAAUGAUGAAGAACCGGAGAUCAAUUACCGUGGAGCAGCAUAUAGGGAACAUCUUCAUGUUCAGUAAAGUUGCCAAUGCCAUCCUCUUUUUCCGCCUGGACAUUCGCAUGGGCCUGCUGUACAUCACACUCUGCAUAGUGUUCCUGAUGACUUGCAAACCUCCCCUCUACAUGGGUCCUGAGUACAUCAAGUACUUUAAUGACAAGACAAUUGAUGAAGAGCUGGAACGGGACAGACGGGUCACAUGGAUCGUGGAGUUCUUUGCCAAUUGGUCUAAUGAGUGCCAGUCAUUUGCUCCUAUCUAUGCUGACCUCUCUCUCAAGUACAAUUGUACAGGGCUGAAUUUUGGGAAAGUGGACGUUGGACGCUAUCCUGAUGUCAGUACACGGUACAAAGUGAGCACGUCACCUCUCACCAAACAGCUUCCCACCCUGAUCCUGUUCCAGGGGGGGAAAGAGGUAAUGCGGAGACCCCAGAUUGACAAGAAAGGUCGAGCUGUCUCUUGGACUUUCUCUGAGGAGAAUGUGAUCCGGGAAUUCAGCCUGAAUGAGCUGUACCAACGUGCCAAGAAACAGACCAAGACCCGAGAUGUGAUCCCUGAGGAGCCACCCGAGGGUACAGCUCCUCACAGCCAGCCGGCUGAGGAAAGCAAGAAGGAGAAAUAGGAGCUCUGCUCUUCCUUUUCCAGGGGGCCCUCUUCCUUUUUCCUGGUUUGCCUUUACAGGUCCUGUCCUUAGUAAUAAGGGACUUCAUAACCUGCUGCCUUUUAGUAUUUAUAUUUAUUCCUUAUUUGGAAUAGACCUGGAACCAGGCCCAAGGCUGUCAGGGGAGGAAUUAACAAGGCAGACAAAAGAAUGUCUUUUGUGGCCAAGCUUCUCCUCCCAUUUCACCAAAGGGGAAAAAAAAUCAAUUCCUUAUCUUGGAAGGAGGAAAUUUACUUCUGAAUGUGAACAUUUUUAUACUGACUGGAGGCCUGGAAAAACAGAGAAUGGGCUAAUCCAGAAGUCGUGUGUCUUUACUAUCCUGUGGUCUCAGUGUUCCUUCUAGAGGGAAGGAGCCUCUUCAGGUUUCAGCUUAGAGGCCUCCCUAACAUCUUCAGGAUCGUUGACUUCAUUUCCCUUCUGACUUUAUUUAACAUUGGGUAAAGAGUUUAAACUUUAACUCUGAUUUGACUACUAAUAAAAUUCAUUUACAACAGGUCUGCUCUAGAGGAGUGUGGAAAGGUGGGAGUGCAAGUUUCUUUAAAGAGCAGUAGUUAAUUUCAACACUCCUUUCAUCUGAAUCAAAGAAAACCUUUGAAAUGCCUCUGUGUGUUGGAGGCUGGAAGAGAAAGGGGGAGGGGGGGACGAGUAUUACAGCUUCAGUUUUAGCAACUCUGUUUUCUUUGUGCCCUGCACUCCAAAAUUGAGCAAAUAAAAAAGACUUCAAAUAUGGA
Messenger RNA from Sarcophilus harrisii (Tasmanian devil), 1818 nucleotides. It is a transcript of the gene TMX2, whose product is annotated as thioredoxin related transmembrane protein 2. The record is from RefSeq and is a predicted model, not a curated record. NCBI's taxonomy places the organism in Eukaryota, Metazoa, Chordata, Mammalia, Dasyuromorphia, Dasyuridae. The coding region runs from base 158 to 1048 and encodes 296 amino acids. Gene Ontology annotation, biological process: brain development. Gene Ontology annotation, cellular component: membrane-bounded organelle. Gene Ontology annotation, molecular function: disulfide oxidoreductase activity. The transcript is spliced from 8 exons.